This is a messenger RNA of Erpetoichthys calabaricus (reedfish), 1256 nucleotides long. RefSeq names its product small nuclear ribonucleoprotein 48 (U11/U12) (gene snrnp48). Gene Ontology annotation, cellular component: nucleoplasm; cytosol; U12-type spliceosomal complex. Lineage: Eukaryota; Metazoa; Chordata; Cladistia; Polypteriformes; Polypteridae. The record is from RefSeq and is a predicted model, not a curated record. The coding region runs from base 90 to 1103 and encodes 337 amino acids. The transcript is spliced from 9 exons.
UCAGGCGCGCAAGCGUGAAAUCGAGAGUUGUGGGACUUGCGGAGCAUAUCCUGUAUUUAUCUUAAUUUGUAAUAUAUUGUUUUGUUUAAAUGUGUGAUACUCCGGCCGAAACAUGUCUGCCCGACAAGCUGCAGAACAGGCUGAAGCAGCUACAGGAACUAACGGAGUUUGCGGGGAGUUGCGAGAACAAACUGAAUGUCUGGUUUGAUACUUUGGGAUGGAGCCGACACAUGCAAGACACCGACGAUGUAUUGGAACCUUUUGUUAUUUGCCCCUAUAAUAAUAAUCACCGCAUUCCAAAGAACUCCUUGGAAAAGCACGCCACUUCUUGCAAGCUGAGAAUGAUGGGUUAUUCACAGGAAGAAGAGGCUGAAAUGUACGAUCCAUCCUUUUUUUAUUCAAAGGCAAAUGUUCCUUCUGUGACUAUAGACAAAACUUUACAGAAUCAGAUAAUACUCCAAGCAAAAAGUAAUGCACCUUAUGAAAAAGGAGAAAUAUACAGCCAAAGUGAGUAUUCUGCAUCUCAAUCUGAAGUUCCGCAGAAUCACAAGCGUGCAAUUUGUGACUUGACAGUUGCUGAUCGACUCGCAGUUUAUGACCAUGUUGUGAAAGAGGCAAAGCCUGAAAUGCCUAGAGCAGAGGUUGACCCAAAUGAUGACUUAUAUGUGGAUUUAGCUGCAAAAUUGAAAAAAGAUGAACAUCUAAAUGAACCAAAAACACGUCUUGAAGUUCUUGCAGAAAUGAGAGACUAUAAGAGGAGGAGGCAAUCCUACAGAGCAAAGAAUGUUCACAUAACAAAGAAGUCAUAUACAGAGGUAAUUCGUGAAGUGAUCGAUGUACACUCUGAAGAAUUAUCUCUGCUCUGGCAAGAAGAUGGCGAUGACACCAAGCAGAAAUCGGAAGAACAUGGAGAUGUGUCUUCUGGCGCUACUGGAAGAUCACCAUCUGUCGAUUCCCAUCAUUCUUAUGGAAGUUCAAAAGGAUCUGGACACUCUUCACACCGUUGGAAAAGAAGAAGCAAGGAACGUGAAAGAGACUCGAGAAGGAAAAGGGACUCACGAUCACCUGAAGGAAGGCACAGAGACCGUAAAAGGCGAAAGUAGAGUUUUUAUUUUUUUUGUGCCAGAUUGUGUUCGUACAUGCUGUCCUCAGGGCAACAUACACAGUUAAUAAUUUGUUUUCAUAGUUUAUGAAGUGUUUGUUUUCUUACAGUGCAUUCAUUCCAUCAAGAUAAUUAAACUUGUCUUUAUCCAAAA